Molecule: messenger RNA, 3408 nt
Organism: Aedes albopictus (Asian tiger mosquito)
Lineage: Eukaryota; Metazoa; Arthropoda; Insecta; Diptera; Culicidae
Gene: Ir64a
Exons: 9
Coding region: 42-3191 (1049 amino acids)
Cellular component (GO): membrane
Molecular function (GO): ligand-gated monoatomic ion channel activity
Source: RefSeq, a predicted model, not a curated record
GAUAUGCUUUAAUAUUUCAGUAUUUUGAACUGACCAUAAAUAUGCUGACGGGCGACCUCACCCAACGCCAAUCGGUUACGGUGCAAUUCACAGGUCACUUGUGGUUUUUCUGCUUCCCAUCAUCGAUGGCCAGCGACAUGGCUACCCCUAUAUUCCCAGUAUCAUCGCAAAUAGUGCUGCUGUACAUCUCGUUGAUAGUGAUUAUGACUGUUUCGGUCGAUAGUGCCACCGAGACCAAUAACGAUUACGAGCGAAAUGUGUUAAAAUUGAUAUUCGACUUUAUCGUCGCCUAUAAACGAUUGAAGUUUGGCAUAGUUUUUACGUGCGCCGAGCGGCCGUUCGUGUUUUACGACGUGACAAAACGAUUAAUGGAGGGAAAUAUUAGCCUCCGAGCGAUUAACAUCGACGGUUAUCCGCGUGUCACUGGGGAUGGAGAAGGGUACAAUGGUGGAGAUGAUCCGAGUGAUGAAACAUAUGCAAUACUCAUGCGAAACUUGAUAUCCCAUCACCAGUUCGUGCUGUUGGAUCUAGAGUGUGCAAAUGCGGACGUCGUUCUACAACAGGCCUCCCGUUACGAGCUUUUCAACGGUUCGUUCCACUGGUUAAUAAUUGAUAAAAAGCCAAAAAUCGACAACUCCAGCAGCAUCAGCGGUUCAUUCACCGACGCGAUUGCAGUGGCCGCAUCCGACCCAGAACGAUGGACCAGCGAGUACCGAUUACGUGCAGAACACGGCCCACUUCGCCGUUGCCCAUUGGCAAAUUUAACAAAACCAUCCAUCCCGCCCGGUGAACAUUUUGGCUUUACUGGACCCGUCGAUGGCCGGCAGGACGAUGAAGGAGAUGAUGCUGCUGCUGUUGGUGAUUAUUACGAUGCUGGUCCGGUUGAUGGCGACGUAGUUGAUGAAACUUUUGGUCGGUUCGAAACAAUGUACAUCAGUAUCAACGCGGAAAUUACCUUGGUAAAAGCACUAAUGGCGGAUGCAUCCUAUCGGGCUUUUGCGCUGUUCGAUGUAUGGAACCCCGGCUUCAUCAGUGGUGGCCGGUUGAAUGUAACUGCCAUGGGAAAUUACACCGUGGAUCACCACUACCGUGACGACGGAAACGGACACCGCCGCCGCAACAGUGGCCGACUGUACGUGCGUUUCCGAGAGAGCACCGUCGUGCGCCGCCGGGACAUGAAUGGGCUUAGGCUGAAGAUAAUGACCGUUGUGACGCAGAAACCGCGCGAACCGUUUGAAGUGUACCUGUCGACACCGAAAAACACCCACCUGGACUCGGUGCACCGGUACAACUUUGGGCUUAUGAGCUAUCUGAAGAGCUAUUUUAAUUUCAGCUUCAUUAUGAGACGGACCAAGAGCUGGGGCUAUCUGCGAAAUGGCACAUUUGACGGGAUGAUUGGUGCACUGGCCAGGCGGGAAGUUGAUCUCGGAGGGUCACCGAUGUUCUUCCGCCAGGAGCGGCAUCGGGUGGUCAGCUACACGACACGGUCGUUCAUAGAGAGACCAUGCUUCAUAUUUCGGCAUCCAAGGCGACAGCAUACCAUGCGGAAUCCCUUCCUUCUACCGUUCGAAACCGCGAUCUGGUACAUGAUGGUGGUUUGUGGCGCAAUCCUGGUUGUGGUUCUGUUCACUAGUUUCUACUUUGAGGAAUCAGGCUUUGUUCGCAGAGGAAAAAGUUCGAUACACGCUAACAAGUUUGGCUCUUUGAAAAUUGAAGAUGACGAAAGUUAUUACGGAGAUAGUUUCCAUCUCAAUGGCUCCGGUAUCGGAAGGCGGCUUCCCGAGUCACAACAACUGCAGUUCCAUCGACAUCAGCAAUGGGGUGAUAGCACAAAGGAAAAUGUACUUUUUAAUGACACAAAUAAAAAUAACGACGAUGAUCCACGCCAUCAUCAUCAUUAUCAUCAUCGUCACCUCCGCCGAUGUCUUGAGCGCUGCUGCAGCAGUCGUCAACGGUGGAAAACAUUGAGCCGGAGGCAUCUUUUGAGUCGACAUCAACAGCGGGAAGCUCCGACAGCAACAGCAACAGCAGCAGCGUGUGCAAAUAACAGCAGCGAAAACAUCAACAUCAAAACGGCAAAGGCGGAAACUGGUGCCGGCAGUAGACGAGGCAUGUCGCUGCAACAAAGAGUGCAUUUUUCCCAUCAGCAACAGCAGAAGCAGCAUCCAUUCAACAACAGCGACGACAAUCGCGUGGGUGUCCUCGGUGCCAAACAGGAUGCACGCAAAAGCGAUUCCGCGAACAGCAAUUAUAAAGCGGAAAAAUUAUCGAAAAGCAUUUUGCUUUUCCUCGGAGGUGUCUGUCAACAAGGUCUAUCCGAGAUACCCCAUCUGCCGUCCGGAAAGUGCACUUCAAUGUUCAUCUUGAUCUUCGGCUAUCUCAUGUUCCAGUACUAUUCGGCCACUAUCGUCGGGUCGCUUCUCAUGGAGCCCCCCAAAAACAUUCGAACCAUUCGAAACCUCAUCGACAGCAAGCUCACCCUGGGAAUCGAAGAUAUUCCGUACACUAGGGAUUACUUCGUGCGAACCACCGACGAGGACUCGCUGGAACUGUUUCAAACGCGAGUGAGCUUCUACAACAGGAAAACCGGCCAGAACGAGUCGCACUUCCUCCCUGCAGCCGACGGUUUAGCCGAGGUGAAAGCCGGCGGGUACGCGUUUCAUGUGGCCGUUUCGGCUGGCUACAAAAUCAUCCGGGAAACGUUUAGCGAGCGGGAGGUUUGCGAAUUGGCCGAAAUCGACAUGUUUCCCAAGUCGGCCCAAUGGAUGGUAGCAAUCGUGCAGAAAAAUUCACCCUACCGGGAUGUUAUAACGUACGGAUUACGACGCCUGAAUGAAGCCGGCAUAAUGGACCACCAGAGACACGUUUGGCAGGAACCGAAGCCAAAAUGUGUGCGCAAAAUGGCACCGACGGAUCUGAUUGUUGGCCUGGAUAGUGUUUAUUCGGCGUUUAUCUUGCUGCUGGCCGGGGCGCUCGUGUCCAUUGGCUUACUGCUGAUUGAGAUACUGCAUCAUCAGUUGCGACUGGCGAAAAACGGCUGGCCACCGAGACCGAGCCACCAUCACCAUCAGCAGCAGCAGCAACAUCAUCAGCAUCAAUUCAAUGUCGGGAAUUUACCGCAGCACCAGAACCAGGGACAGAAAUCGACGCAGCACUGGGAUCACGACUUGGUUUAUCCCUAUGUUGAUUGAAUUGAUUUCGGUUGGUUGAGUUCGAUAGCUGGGAGGAGAUACAACACAAUACACAUUGUUGUGGCCUGUCGGGAUGGCACGGUGUAAUCUGCAGGGCAUUGGUCGAAAAUGUAGGUACCUACUGCAAAACCUUUGCCGCAGCUUUCAUUUACCAUAAUGAAAAUGUAUUCGAGUGUUUCAUGCGCAUGUAAUUCAGUUAACUUUAAGAAAUGUUCUA